Messenger RNA from Didymodactylos carnosus, 2577 nucleotides. Lineage: Eukaryota; Metazoa; Rotifera; Eurotatoria; Philodinida; Philodinidae. The record is from the annotation of a GenBank genome assembly.
AUGUUUAGACGGAGCAAAAAUAUUUCCCAUCACAGUGCUCAAACUGAAUGGAAUGCUAUUAAGAAAAAUGAAGAAUUGGUCAAAGAAAAGAUUGAAGAAUAUUUAGAAAUAUAUAAUCGUUCCGGUGCUGCCGGUUUACCAGAACAGCCAAGUAGAAAAGCAAUGAAAAAAGCAAAGAAGCAAAAACGGUUAGAUGGUGGUUCUGACGAUGACGAUCCUGUUAUUCAACAAGUCGUUGCAAGUGUUGAAGCAACAAGACAAACUACUCCUGCUCCCACCACCACAUCUGCACCAACAACAAAUGGCAGUCCACCAAAACCAGCAACAAAUGGUUCUGUAUCAGCUACAAAUGGUGCUAAUUCAAAGUUGGAAAAAUCUAAAGCACCUGCACAAGAACAAGCUCUGAAAGAGUUAGCUGAAAUUAAUGAACGUAUUGCAUCUUUAGUACAAGUAAAAAAUAUGGGUUUAUCAACAGCUGAAAAUCAGAAACAAUUGAAAAAAUUAUGUGAACAACGAAAAGCAAAGACAAAUGAUAUAAAACGUUUACAAUCGAAACAACGUGCCUCAACACGAUAUCGUGAACGAAAAAAACGAAAAGUUGAACAUUUAUGUGCAACAAAUCCCGUGAUAGCUGCUGAAUUGACAAAAGUAUAUCGUCCAGCGGUUGGUCGUCCACCUAUCGAAGAAGAAUGUCCUGAUCUAUUGUCAAUUAUUGAAGAAAUAGCUCGAGUGGGUAGUCAUCCAGCAGAUCUUCGUCGUGCUGAUCAAAUGCGUCCAUGUUUAACGUUAGAUGAUUUACGAGAUAAAAUAAAACAACGUGGUUAUGAUAUUAAACGUUCAUCAUUGUACUAUCGUUUAAUGCCUCGUGGUUCGACAGGUCAAGAUGGUAAACGUCAUGUUCGUUCGGUACCCGUUCGUUUACGUAAAGCUCCACCUGAGGAACCAGCAAAACAUGAAGAUGCUUGUUUUGCUAAUGCUACAAUUCGUUAUAUCAAAGAUUUAGCGGGAAUAUUUGGAAAUGAUUGUGUAUUAUUUAUGGCACAAGAUGACAAAUGUAAAAUACCCAUUGGAAUGCCGGCAGCUAAAAUUCAAGCACCCAUGUUAAUGCAUUUGGAUUAUGCAUUGAGAGCAUCGGAUCAUGAUUGGACACAAGCACCCAAACAUCAAUUAACACCAUCUGUUUAUGCUGCGUGUAUUAUUAAUCCUGAGGGUGAUAUGAGUUAUAUGGGACCAACAUAUAUUGCUAUUAGAUCAGCUAAACAUGAUCAAACAGAUGGAAAAUCGCAUGCUGUAGAUUUUGAUAGAAUGGUUAAUUUAAAAGAAUUUGAUCGUGUUGCUCGUGAUUCAUUUGGCGAUGUUAAACCAAUUAUUAUUAUAACCGUUGAUGGUGGUCCAGAUGAAAAUCCACGUUUUCCUAAGACAUUAUCAAAUGCUGUUGAAAAAUUUCGACGAUAUAAUUUAGAUGCUCUAUUUAUUUUAACACAUGCACCUGGUCAUGUAGCAUUUAGUGUAAUUGAACGUCGAAUUGCACCAUUAUCACAUGAUCUAGCAGGUCUCAUUUUACCAAAUGAUCAAUUUGGAAAUCAUUUAAAUCAAAAAGGUAUGACAAUUGAUGUUGAAUUAGAAAAAAUGAAUUUUAAAAAAGCUGGUCAAGUUUUAUCCGAAGUAUGGAGUGGAAAUAUUAUUGAUGAACAUCCAGUUGUAGCUGAAUAUAUUGAUCCACCUAAAUCACGAAAAAUGACUGAUGAAGAACAACGACUCACUGAUGUUACCAAAGCGAUGGACGAUUUAUUGAAAGAUUGUUGUACGGAUCAAGAAACUGCUGAAAGUGUUCUAUCUGCUGUUACUGAUCAAGUAUGUCAAGAAGAAUUUGUUAAAUCCCUGCCAAAUAAAGAAGAAAUAUUAGCAAAAUAUGAACUUGAUGAAUAUUGGUGUGCGAAUCAUGUUCUUCAAACACAAUAUACCAUUCAAAUAAUUCGUUGUAAUAAUCCACAAUGUUGUGGCCAAUGGCGAUCAAAUUAUGUUCAAAUAUUUCCACAUCGUUUCUUACCACCACCCGUUCCAUUUGAACGAACACUUAAAGGAAUCGAAAUGGCUGAUAAAGAUUCGGAAAGAGGUCAAUUUUAUGGUUCAUUAUUUCAACGUAUUCAAUUUCAUGGUGUCGUUAUUAAUCAUACAAUGAAUGAUCAAUUACCAUUUGAUUAUUGUUGUGCAUCACAACAAUCACAAUUGAAAACACGUAUAUGUCCUAUGUGUAAACAAUAUAUACCAUCGUCCUAUCGAAUGAAACAACAUUUAAAAAUUCAUCAACAAGAAUAUGCAUCAAAUUUUAUUGAAUAUGAGAAUGGAGAUGGAUUACCCACAAAUAGUGAAAUAUUUACGACAACGAGUGAUGAAGAUUAUAGUGAUUUAAAUGAUUUUAUAGAAUAUGAACAAAAAUUAGCACAAAUAGAGAUCGAUCCAUCUCAAAAUGGUGUUGUUAUAUUUAAUAAUAUGUUGGAUUGGUUGAAAUCAGAUUUUGAAGAAGUGGAUAUUAAAGAUCAAAUUACACAAAAACCAAAACCAAAACAUAGAUAA